Beauveria bassiana ARSEF 2860 is the source of this 1386-nucleotide messenger RNA. RefSeq lists its product as uncharacterized. The record is from RefSeq and is a predicted model, not a curated record. The transcript has a single exon. The coding region runs from base 1 to 1386 and encodes 461 amino acids. NCBI's taxonomy places the organism in Eukaryota, Fungi, Ascomycota, Sordariomycetes, Hypocreales, Cordycipitaceae. Gene Ontology annotation, molecular function: protein binding.
AUGGCCCUGUCACCGCUAGACUGGCCGAGCGAGCUACUUCUGUCUCUCUUGGAGCUGCUACCCUUGAACGACUUGCUUUCCAUGACUACUGUCAACAAAUCCAUCCGCACCCUGGCCCUGCCUCUAGCCUACUCGACGGUUGAGACACGCUGGACCUGGCAUCGCCUGCCACCUGUCAUCCAGCUCCUGCAAUCUCUUCUCGAGCGGCGCGAGCUGGCCGGCUACAUCCGCAACCUGCGCCUUGUCGGAAAUGGCUUUGACGACAGGACUGAGCUGUCGGAGCCGCCCAUCUUCCCCCUCGGCGCCGACUUGCUCAGCAAGGCGACCGAGAUAAUCGAAUCCACUAGAGUACCAUUCACGAAGCUUUGGAUCGACGAGCUACACUCUGGCAGCGUCGACGCCAUUGUGGCGCUACUUGUCGCCAUGGCGCCGAACCUGACGUCUCUUCAUCUCGGACCCAACUUUACUGUUCGAAGCCGACUAUGGGGAGGCAUAUUUCACUACGCUCUCUGCGGGCCACCAAAAAAUUGCAACUUGCCUACAUAUCAGAACCUACGCUCAGUCGAGACGAGUUGGAGGACCAAAGAAUGGCACCAUAUUGCCGUUUGCAACACGGCGGAUGUUCUUCCCCUAUUUUAUCUCCCGCGAAUCCAGAACCUAUCCGUAUCGAUUGACAACCCGGUCGAGUUUGCCUGGCCUUCUUCACACCCGCCAGCCCCCUCAUCUCUCGCGUCACUGGACAUCUUCCGGCUCCGCGAAUCACGCAUCGGCCCCGUGCUCUCGGUUCUCAAGGGACUCCAAAGACUACAUUGGCACUGGUCGUAUCAGCCAGACCUCGACGAGGAGGUCAGCAAAGGCGUGCUAGAAUUCGAUAAGGCAGCGACAGCAUUGAACCAAGUUGCUGAUACGCUCACUGACCUGACAAUCGGUGCCCUCACACGCCCGAGGAUAUCGGACGGGGACUACGAUCCUCCUCCGCUGGAGCUUCGGGGAUCGCUCGAUCUUUCCCGCCUUGGCAAGCUGACCAAACUACGUCUCCCAUGGGUCUUCUUGAUGGGUUGGUCAAAAUCAUCCUCAUCCGCUAGGAACCUCGUGGAUCUGCUUCCUUUGAGCCUUGAGCUGCUUGAACUGACGUCAGACUUGAAUGACCAUGAUGAAUGGGAAUGGCACAACGACGACUCUAUUAUCAACGCGAUCAAAAUACAGCUUACAAGGCAAUCCGUAGCGCGCUACCCUUGUCUGCGUCGCAUUGUUCUACCUAUCCCAGGCGAGUAUAGCGAAAUGACGGAUCAGCGCGAAGAGGAGCUAGCCUCCAUUGGCACCAAGGCGGGAAUCGAGUUGGGGUGGAUUGAGGAGUCUGGAUAUGAGGAAGAAGAACAGUUUUGA